This is a messenger RNA of Eutrema salsugineum, 1423 nucleotides long. Its product is annotated as protein SLOW GREEN 1, chloroplastic. Gene Ontology annotation, molecular function: protein binding. Lineage: Eukaryota; Viridiplantae; Streptophyta; Magnoliopsida; Brassicales; Brassicaceae. The transcript is spliced from 4 exons. The record is from RefSeq and is a predicted model, not a curated record. Bases 56 to 1087 code for a protein of 343 amino acids.
GGCAAAUUAAAAGUUUCUCCGCAAAUGCUCUUGCGAUUGUCACCAUUAACAUAGAAUGUGUUCGACUGGAGUAUUUGCUCUCUGUUUUCCGGCUAAAUUUCAUCAUCGCCGGGAAAAAGCACAAACUUUUACUCCGACCCACUUCCGUAAUCCAAAUGGGCUUCCAUUUCGGUGGAGAAAUUCGCGAGCUUUCGCUCCCAAUCUCUCCCAAUCCGUCAAUUUCGCUUCGCCCUUUUCACAUCCCCCUCUUAUACGCUCUUCGACGUCUCUUUCAUCCAAGGAUUUCGUCCAGAUUUUGGCGAGAAAAGCCGCGUUUUUACUUGUUGGGUGGUUUGUCUUUCUAGGGCUCUCUUCUUCGAAACCUGCUUUAGCGCUACCCGCUGCAACUGUGAGCUCUCAAUCGGAGUUAGAGGACGAAACAAUGUUCGAGAAGCUUCUGGAAAGUGAGCCAGAGAACAUGGAGGCAAUGAAGGCUGUUUUGUAUAAGAAGAUGAGGAGAGGGAAAACUGAAGAUGCUGUGAAGUAUGUUGAGAAGUUAAUGAAGUUAGAGCCUCGUGAAGUUGAGUGGAAGCUGCUAGAAGCGCUUUGUUAUGAGACGAUGGGACAGUUGAGCAAGGCUAAGAGAUUGUAUAAGGAUAUUCUCAAAGAAAACCCUCUUUUGAUCAGAGCUUUGCACGGUCUUGCUAUGGUCAUGCACAAGACUCAUGACUCCUCUGUCUUUGAUAUGCUCAAGGAAGCUAUGGAAGUUGCUCGACUAGGCAACCGAGUAACCGAGGAGAGAAACAUUCAAGUCUUGAUCGGCCAAAUGCAUAUUGUGAAGGGUCAAUUUGAAGAAGGGCUAAAGGUAUUUCAACAGAUGGUAAAUGAUAACCCUCGAGAUUUUCGACCUUACCUUUGCCAGGGCAUAGUAUAUAGCUUAAUGGAUAGAAAAGAGGAAGCAGCUCAACAAUUUGAGGUCUAUUGGAGUCUUGUCCCUGAAGAAUUCCCGCAAAAGGGAUUUCUUGACGAUGUUGCGUUGGCUGCUCAAUCCAAAACCCGAGAGCGCCUCCAAAAUGCAUUCAAAGCUAAAUUUACUCGUGGGAAAUAGGUCACGGAUAGAUAGUUUUUCGAGAUCUUCUCAAUGCUUCAUUCAUCAGUUAAAAUUUUGUUCGUGGGAGUAACAUGGCAUUUGCUUAUAAGGAAUAUUCGGGUGUGAAAUGUUAACAUGUGUUGGUCUAAAGACAAAACCGCUCUUAAAGCAGGCAGAGUCCGUGGCUGCGUUUGGAAUCUCAAAGAAGCCGUUUUUUUUUUGUUUUUUCUGCAAUUGGAUAGCGAUUACUUGCAGCUUUAGAGUAGACAUGAAAGGUAGUAACUUUCUUUGUUAUCUGUAAAAAACUUUUGGUGCUGUUUCAGUUUAGGUAUUUGUUCUCGUACAUCUCUUCCA